GAGCGAGAGAGUGAAAGAGAGAGAAGAGAGUUGUAGAAUAGGAGAGAGAGAGAAAGAGAGAGAUAGGAGGGGGGGUCACAGAGGGUGAGCAAGCUAAAGUGUGAGUGUGAGAGAGACAGAGUAAGUGUGUGUUUGAGAGAGAGAGAGAGAGAAAGCGUGUGUGAGGGAGAGAGACAGACACACACAGAGCUCUCAGAGGGCGAGCAAACUGUAGAGGCAGAGAGGUGAGAGAGUGAGAGCUAACUGAACAGAGGGCUACAGAGGGAAUAGAGAGAGAGUGAAAGAGAGAGAGAUGAGAGUAGAUGAGAGAGCGAUGGCAGAUUGAGGGAGAGAUAUAUAGAAAACAUUACCAAAGAAAGGAAGGGCAAGAGAGAGAGAGCAGUGGGUGAGAGGUACACAGUGAGAGAGAGAGAAAGAGAGAUAGAGAGAGAGAGAGAGAGAGAGAAAGAGAGAGAGAGAGAGAGAGAGAGAGAGAGUAUCAGAGCUGGAUGUUCUUAUUUGCAUUGCUGCUGCUGCUGGCUGUUCCAAUGAUCACUCAUUCCUCUCACCACAAGACACCCAGAGAGGCUGUGAGCAGACGUUUGGCGUGUGGUGAGCUGUGAGGAACGCGUGAUGCUGUGCAGCAGAAGGGCGGCGUCCCUCUCUCUGAUCCCGUCAUUCUCCCCCGAAGCCCAUGUGACCUAAUCUCGGGCCCCACAGGCCAGGGGGGUGCCCCAUGAAUCCCACCCCAGACCGCGGCAAAGAGUGCCUCCCCCCGAAGAAGCGGGAGUCCCGGCAGGGCUCCUCAGAGCAGCAGCGCCCCCCGGAGGACGACUUCAAGCCCCCGGCACCGCUGCGGCCCCGAGCCCUGGCAGGGAGGCAGUCCGAGGCCAGGGAGAGUAGCGAUGCCCCUCACUAUGACAAAGAUCUGCCCCCUCCGCCACCACCACCGGCCCCACUGCAACCCCUGCCCCUCCAGUGGCACGUGUCCUACCCGCCCCCGGCGUCUCACCCGUUCCUCUCCCCCGGUGACAGGCACAGCGCCAUCUCUCCCUCCUGGAGGGACAGCCGGGUCCUGGACGUAGUGGACCCCCCCAUCCCGCACCACUCACGCUGGCCCCCGCUGACCCUGCAGCCGCCGCUGUCCUUACCCUCUUACAAGAGCCACUAUGCCUCGGACCGGGACGCGUGGCCCUACUUCAGUCGCCGGGAAUACAGCCCUUCCUCCUUCUUCUCCCCAGCGCACCACCUCUUCACCCAGCCUGCGCCGCCCUACCCCACCGAGAGCCUCUCCGAGCGGCUCCGCUACCCGAGCAGAAGGCCCAACGGUUUGGACGGCCUGGAGGGUCGGCAAAGUUCCCUUGAGAGGGCACCCUCUGCUGGGGAGGGUGGCAACGACAGCCGCUCCAGGCACGCGGAGGGCUUUCACACCAAUGGGAGGAAGCGACACCCGGAGGACACUGCGGGAUCAUCGCAGGCGAGAGGAACACUGUCCUCACGGGAGGGCCCCAACGCGCGCACCCCCCCGCAGGACCGAGAACGAGAUCGAGACAGACAGAGAGAAAGGGAGAGAGAACGAGAGCGUGAGAGAGAGCGAGAAAGAGACAGAGAAAGAGAGAGGGAGAGGGACAGAGAGCGAGAUCUCCGCAGGACUCCCAAAGCCCCUCACCUCGCCGAAUCACGAACCGCCAAGGUGGAGCCCCUGGGUCUGGGUGCCAUCCAGGGGGCCGGGGCUCAGAUCUACUACGCGCUGGGCUCCGUCUACCCUUCCCUCCAGCAGCAGACGCCCUCGUUCGCCUACCCGGCUCCCCUCAGCUCAGCGGGCACGCCGCCAUACACGCCCCCACACAGCAAGAGGAACUCUCAGCUCUCCCCUCUGGGCUCGCAUCAGCACAACAGCCACGGCACGGCCCAGGGGCCUGAACACGAGUGCAACGAGGAGCUGGCCUCGCCCCCGAGUCCAUACCGCGAGCGUGCCGUUCACGGCACCCAUGGGGGCCCCGUCGGCGCCGAGCCGCACCUCCACCCCAACGCCGGCGCCGCCGUCCUACCUCAUUUCGCCAAGGGGUCCCUGAUCGAGCUAGCCGGGGGGCGGCUGAAACGCGUGGAGGAGCUGCGCACCGAUGACUUCCUGCGCAGCGCCGACAUCUCGCCCGAGUUCCACCUGAGCAGCUGCACCGUGCUGCACAUCCUGCCUGGCCCCACGCACGCCUUCAGCCAACUGCAGGUCCUGCUGGCCGACCGCAACACUCAGGAGUUACUCACAGUCUUAGUGGAGUAUCCAUUCUUUGUGCGCGAUCGAGGCUGGUCUUCGUGCUGCCCGCAGAGAACCGGCCAGCUCUACGGUCUCGCCUGCCGCCAGCUGAAUGCCGGGGACGUGUGCCUGGCGCUGACCCCGACCCCCGCACCCCUCCCUGGCUCCACCCUGGGCCCCCCGCCACCCCGCUCCCGCUCAGGCUCCAGGGCCGCCCGCACGCACCACCACGGCCAGGCCUUGGGCAGCGCGGCGCCAACGGCCAAUUCCAGCUCCAGCCCAGGAGCAGAGAGGAUGCCCCCUCCACCUCCUCCUCCGCCUCUUCCUCUUCCUCCUCCCCCUACGCCUCCCUCCACCACCACCACCACCACCACCUCCACCAACACCACCGGCAGCGCCUCCCACAGCGUUGAGAGGGGCCGUGAGGAGCGAGAGACACGGCCUCGCAAGAGACGCUGGUCAGCCCCCGACCUCCCUCCGAAUUUCAUCCGAGAGGGGGAGCAGCAGGAGGAGGAAGGAGAGGACAGGAGGAGGACACCCCCAGAUUUACCUCAAGGCUCCAAACAGGAGAAACAACAAUAGAAGCUCCCAGGCUUCCUCCUCUACCGACCACCUUCCCUUAUACACACGUAAACCCACACACACCAGACACACACAGACACACACACACACACCCACACACACACACACACAUACACAGAAAGCCCACAGUGUGGUGUCCACUUCAGCGCCACCAGUUCCACACACUCGCAUCUGGCCAGCUGAGCAGGAACCGGGGCGUUGGCGCAGGAGGUUUCAGGUUAACUCAACAUUACUAUGGCCAUCCUCAAGUGCGCAUGAGCAAAGCCAUGAAAACCAAGCCCACCUCCUCUGGGAUUUUUCAAGACGGGGAGGGGGGAAGGGGGUCACAGGAAGGGGAGCAGUUGUAUAUUUCCGUGCAAAGCAAUGGGAGGGCGCCAUGCUAGGAAAUCCCAAAAUGCACAAAAAGAGACAAUUCAGUGAGACAAUCAAAUUCACCUGUCUGUGUCGCCACGCGUUUACUCAGAUGAUGUAGUAAUGGUCGUUCCACGCUCACGGACAGUGUUUUCUGCAGGGUAACUAUUUUCAAACAGUAUUAUUGAAGUUAAUAACAUUGGAGAGAGAAAUGAAAUAUAUAAAUAUAUAAAUAUUACAUAUUACAGGUGUUACACAAAUAUGCUAAAGAAUAAAAAGUCUAAAUGAGUCAGUUGUUACUUUCGUACUGAAAUUUAAUUUUAACGCUUCUGAGCCGAAUUCUGGCCGUGUGUCUGGACGGACGAGGUGAAUGUAUCAGCAACCUUUAGCCUUUUUUCUCAGUGUGGGUCAACACGCUCUUUUACCAACAGCAUUACUGUCCGGUCUGGGUUCUUUCAUUCUUUUAAACUGUUAAAGGGAAAAGACACUACUGGAAAACUCGGAAGAUAAACGCCUCAUGCUUCGGAGGCAGGGUGCAAAUAUCAGCCAAUACCACCCCACCCCACACACCACCCCACACCACCCCAUCCACACACACACAUCAGGUGUUUCCUUCCGCUUUUGUGAUGCCGUGAAAAAUGUCAUUAUGAGAACGUAAAACGGUGCUAAUGACAAGUUGGAAUCGGAUGCUUUGUGAAUAGGGCAGACCCCGCUGUACGCUUCUCUGUUGUCUUUAAGUUCAUGUAUGACCGAGCGCAGGGAGAAGAACAAAGGAAUAGUAUUCUGAACUCAGAUACGGGUAUCUCUUCUUGAUCAAGCACACUCUUUCACUUUAGUUUUUUUUUUUUCGUUUUGUUUUGUUUUCUGUUGUUGUUGUUUUUCAAAAAUACCGUUGUUACUAUUUUCUUUGUAAAUGUUAUAGCUAUAAAAUUGUAUAUUUUUAAAAUUGUGAAACUGUCAUACAAUGUUCGCUAGAGAUUAAAAAAGCUUUAUAGAUUUA
Alosa sapidissima (American shad) is the source of this 4166-nucleotide messenger RNA. RefSeq names its product ataxin-1. Lineage: Eukaryota; Metazoa; Chordata; Actinopteri; Clupeiformes; Clupeidae. Gene Ontology annotation, cellular component: nucleus. The record is from RefSeq and is a predicted model, not a curated record. The transcript has 4 exons. Gene Ontology annotation, molecular function: RNA binding; protein binding. The coding region runs from base 716 to 2815 and encodes 699 amino acids. Gene Ontology annotation, biological process: negative regulation of transcription by RNA polymerase II; nervous system development.